GGGUACGGAAUCGGCCGAUUUGAGACGAUGAGAACACGGUAUUUUUAUGAAGCAGUCUUCUACUGAUUAGUAAAGAAGUCAUGUAUACAAAAAUGAUUUUUCAAUUGUUCCUCAUACUUGGUGUUUUCAAUUUGGUGAAAUGUCACGCGGGAUUUGAUUGUUACUGCAACCUGAACCACCCUGAAGCCCUGAUAUUUAACUGUCCAAAUGGACAAGGAUUUCCGAUAGCAGCCUUACGGUUACCAAUGCAUGAUAUCAUAUACAGGGAUGUAGAUUUACAGUCGCCAUUUUGUGUGCCUUUACUGGUCAACAUACAACCACAAGGAACAUGGGUUCCAGUUUAUACCAAGGGCAAGCUUGGUUAUUUGAAUAAAGAUGCUGGUUUUACACAAAUGAAAUGUCCUGGAAUGUUGACUUUUAGUCCAAAUUCACUAAUGAAGUCUCCUAUAUGUCAACACCACAUAAUUAACACUCCAGGAUUGAGCGUGACUGGUAACCAGAAUGGUGGUCCCGUUACCAUACCAACCACAACUACAUCUAGUCCUCCAAAAACCAGCUGGAUUAAAAUUCCUAAUCAGCCGAGAACACCUCGACCAACUCAACCAGCUCCAUCCACAACAAAGUUACAAUGGAUCAAAAUAACAUAUCCACAUAGACCUACACCAGUCUGGCAACACGUUGGAGGGAAGGGCAAUAGUAAUGCAAGGUGUUAUGGGCCUGACGUUGAAAACGACGUCCAGAAGAAGCAGUCAAUAUUUUAUCAUCUGUCUCGCUCCUGCUCGUCAAAUGGUGUAGCGGCUGAUGAAGUCACUGCAGCUAAAUAUUGUUCUGCUCCAGAGCCUAAGAACUGGAUACCUGGGAAACAGAUAUAUAGCAACUGUAAAUCAAUUCCAAAGUACACACCCAUCUCUACGUUUACAACUGGUACAGCCAACGGUGACGGAACAGCUAUCUUCUUAGAGUGUACACAAAAGGGAACACUUAUGGUUGUUAGGCAGACAUGUAAAAGCAAAAUGUUGGAAUUAGUAGAAAUAAGUCCGACUCUAGAUUUGUUCGUUGUUGACUGGUAACGCCACUAUUUGCUAGGGUUACAUUCAAGACUGAAAGUGAAUUGAAUUGGA
This is a messenger RNA of Mytilus trossulus (common blue mussel), 1121 nucleotides long. RefSeq lists its product as uncharacterized. The record is from RefSeq and is a predicted model, not a curated record. The transcript has 8 exons. NCBI's taxonomy places the organism in Eukaryota, Metazoa, Mollusca, Bivalvia, Mytilida, Mytilidae. The coding region runs from base 81 to 1070 and encodes 329 amino acids.